This is a messenger RNA of Symbiodinium sp. CCMP2592, 849 nucleotides long. Lineage: Eukaryota; Dinophyceae; Suessiales; Symbiodiniaceae. The record is from the annotation of a GenBank genome assembly.
AUGGCAUGGCAAGCAGGAGUUGCAGCCGUGUCUGCACCUUGUCCACAGAAAGCUGAGGCUUUUGCUGCACGAAGUGAUACGCUCGCGUGCAUCAACUCUUCCACAGGACUGAGCUUGGCGUUUCCAGAUACCAUAGCGAAUUGGUGGAGACCCGCUUGCCUGCGAGCUCACUUUCGCUGCUGGCAGGCCCACGUCGCAGUCGAGGAGCCAGACGGGAAGGUCGUCAGCUACGCCUCGCUGCUCCGCUGCAGCGGAGCCUUGGCCGCGGCGCUGCGAAAGGCCGCUGCGCAGAAGCUGCAAGGGAGCGGCCCGGUUGCCUUGUGGCUCCCACGCAAUCGAUACGCUGUCGCCCUCGCCAUCGCCGCAGUGGAGGCAGGUCAGGGCUACCUGCCCUGUGAUGAGAAGCUCCCGGCGAAGCGGGUGCUGGUGAUGCUGCGCACAGCUGGGGCUGGUUUGCUGGUGGCCUCGAGAAAGCUAAUGGAGGAGAACACAAGCGAAGGUGCUGAGAAGGCCACCCUAGGCCCGAGCUUCUUCCAGCUGACCGUGGAAGCUGAAGGCUUCGUCACGGCUGCUGAGCAGGGCAGCGCUGAGGCGUGGCUUACCAGUUGCUUGAGCUUCACCGCGAACCAGCCCGGUGCUGCUCACCUUCAAAGGGGAGUUCUGCCCAGGCACGUCGAAGACGAGAACGAUAGAACGCAGCAGCUGGCAUAUGCCGCCUGGUCGCGUUUGGAAGAGACGAGAACAGUCGCCAUAUCGUUGGCCUUGGGCUCGCCUAGGUCAUCUUCACAUCAGGUUCAACUGGACAGCCGAAAGGGGUUGCUGUCUCCCACCGAUCCAUUGUUCAUUUAA